AGGCCAAGAUUUGUUGGACUCUGCAGGGAGAGUUGAAUUACUCCAACUAUAUGGACAUUGCAGAGUUGGAAGAGAAGGUAUCCCAGCUGAGGCAACGCAUACAGAAAGUAAACAACUAUGCUCAAGGUGCAAAGAAUAGGAAGGGGCGAUAUUCACGGCCAUUGUGUGGGAAGAGGUACACUCUAAAAGGUGGAUUUUCCCCCUCUUGCUCCAAGGCUCCAGAACCUCCCAAGCUCACGAUGCCCAGAGUCUUUGGUCCUUUCUCAGAAAUCACGAAUAAGCAGAUGGACAGAGCUACCACUUCAAGUCCAGAUCUGAAAUGUUGGUGGUGUGGUCUAACAGCGGUGACCCAGAAAAGACUCCCUGGCAAUGCUGCCUUGCCUUCUCAAAAUGCUGGCUCUACUGGCAUUAAACCUGCAGCCUCUGCUCUUAACACGCCUGGGCCGUGCAAGCUUCCAGGUGGUACAGAAGAUGACGUGGAGAGUGAAAACCCUGGCCCCGGUUGCUCUGCUAAGGAGACUUAAAUGUCUUCUUACAUGGAAAACCUACGUGAAUAAACACUGUGCAAGCGCCCAG
This is a messenger RNA of Numida meleagris (helmeted guineafowl), 576 nucleotides long. RefSeq lists its product as uncharacterized. NCBI's taxonomy places the organism in Eukaryota, Metazoa, Chordata, Aves, Galliformes, Numididae. The record is from RefSeq and is a predicted model, not a curated record.